Molecule: messenger RNA, 2523 nt
Organism: Linum tenue
Lineage: Eukaryota; Viridiplantae; Streptophyta; Magnoliopsida; Malpighiales; Linaceae
Source: the annotation of a GenBank genome assembly
GCAGCUUUAUCUCCUUCUGUUUCCUGCCUUCCGUCGUCUUCUUCUUCCUGUGCCUUUCACACCCGUGUGUUUUGUUUCCCGAUAGAUAUCAAUGGUGGGCUUAUAAGCUCGGGGUGGGGAUAGUUUGAUUUGGAGCUUCCCGGAACCUCCAAUACUGAUGGCUGUACCGCUUUCGCGCUAAAGUUGUGUUCUUUCUCUUUUUCAUGUUCUUGUCGUCUCUGUUCUGCUUUUGCCGGGGAAAGCUCUUCUAGGGUUUUAAAUUUUGCGCAACGUACGAGCUGAAUUAGUGGGAAUGCUUGUGGGAUGGUUUCUUGAUAUGGAUGGUUAAUGGUGUUUGCUUGGAGUGACUGGCCGAAGUAUGGUUGUUUAUCAUCUCAAUUGGGGUUCUUGUAAAUUCGAAAGCUUGUUUCUUGGUAUCUGUUUAUGUGUGUUUGGGAUUGUGGGAUUUUCGCCUGUUAUAGGUUCUUGAUUGGUAGUGCAUCUCAGAAUGAAUUAGACCGAAGUGGGAUGUUUGUUGUUAAGAGUAUCUGAUUUUUCCGCUCCGAGAGGAAGCAGCAGGGGUCAUUACAUGCGUUGUUCUUAGUGGUGGAGCUAGUGAUUGAUUGUGGUUUCAAUUUCUGCAGGCUUUACUCGAAAUGACUGAGCCCUCUAAGGUAAUCCAUGUCCGCAAUGUGGGGCAUGAAAUUUCUGAGAAUGACCUGCUCCAGUUAUUUCAGCCAUUUGGGGUUAUAACGAAACUUGUUAUGCUUCGUGCUAAAAAUCAGGCUCUCCUUCAAAUGCAAGAUGUUAAUUCAGCGAUAAGUGCCCUGCAAUUUUAUACAAAUGUUCAGCCAACCAUAAGAGGUAGGAAUGUCUAUGUCCAGUUCUCGUCACAUCAAGAACUAACUACAAUGGAUCAAAGUACUCAAGGACGAGGAGAUGAGCAGCCAAAUCGAAUUUUGUUAGUGACAAUCCAUCACAUGUUAUAUCCUAUUACAGUGGAUGUGCUGCAUCAAGUUUUUUCUCCUUAUGGAUUUGUGGAAAAGAUUGUGACUUUUCAGAAGUCAGCUGGUUUCCAAGCCCUUAUUCAAUACCAAGUACGCCAGAGUGCAGUAUCUGCUCGGACUUCUCUUCAGGGCCGCAAUAUAUAUGACGGCUGUUGUCAGCUUGACAUUCAAUUUUCAAAUUUGGACGAGCUGCAAGUGAACUACAAUAAUGAUCGUUCGAGGGAUUUUACCAACCCAAAUCUACCUUCAGAACAGAAAGGGAGAUCCUCUCAAUCUGGAUAUGGAGAUAUGGGGGGCAUGUAUGACCAUCAAUCCUCUGCUGCCGGUGCAGUUCCAUAUCCUCAGAUGGGGAAUGCUGCUGCAAUUGCUGCUGCCUUUGGUGGAGGAUUGCCUCCUGGCAUUAGCGGAACAAAUGACCGAUGUACUGUACUUGUAUCCAAUUUAAACCCUGAUAGAGUAGAUGAAGACAAGCUUUUCAACCUCUUCUCUCUGUAUGGAAACAUUGUCCGAAUCAAACUUCUCCGUAACAAACCUGACCAUGCACUUGUUCAGAUGGGAGAUGGUUUCCAAGCUGAGCUGGCAGUCCAUUUCUUAAAGGGUGCAAUGCUAUUUGGAAAGCGCCUGGAAGUCAACUUCUCGAAGCACCCUAACAUAACUCAGGGUGCUGACACUCAUGAGUACAUAAAUUCAAAUCUCAACCGCUUCAACCGCAAUGCUGCAAAGAACUACCGGUACUGUUGCUCUCCGACAAAGAUUCUGCACAUAUCUUCCUUGCCUCAGGAAAUCGUUGAGGAUGAGAUUGUAAGGCACCUGGAGGAACAUGGCCCAAUCAUCAACACUAAGCUAUUUGAGAUGAAUGGAAAGAAGCAGGCCCAUGUCCAGUUUGAGACAGAGGAGGAAGCCACAGAGGCCCUAGUCUGCAAGCAUGCCACCACGCUGGGUGGGUCGAUUAUCAGGAUCUCCUUCUCACAGCUGCAAUCGAUCCGAGAAAGCUCGUGAAGCAAGGGAGCAGUCCUACACUGGGUAAGGGAAUGAAUAUGGUGGUUGAUGAUUGUCUCUAAGCAAAAUUGGGAUCUUUGGCAAAGGAUGAUCAUGAUGUUAAAAAUGUGUGCUUUGCUGCUGCAAACCGUUAUUUUUUUUCUUGUAAUGCUCUUCACUUGUCUCGCAUGGACAUGGUAGAUGAUGAUGAUGAUGAUGAUUAUGCUUUGGUUUGACAAUUUUGAUUUGAUCAUCCUAGUGACCUCUUUUCUUAAGAUAUUAUUGUUGUACUACCCUGCUUCCAAUUAUUUUCAUCCGAUGGUCAGUCGGAUAUGAGAUAUCACCAUGGCUAACAUGAAGAGUCGGAUGACUAUAGAUUGGGGGUUCUUGAUUUUUGCAGAUAGUAGCUCCAGUUUUUAAUAGUGAGAAAGUAGGGAGGGAGGGAGAUUUUUAGUUUUGGCCUAAGUUUGUGAUAGAGAGAUGUUUGUAUAAUUUUAUUUGUGUAUACUUCUUGGUUAUAAUUAAGCUCUUUGUUAUCUACUUAUGUUUCUUCUUUCUU